Messenger RNA from Blastomyces gilchristii SLH14081, 3785 nucleotides. Its product is annotated as lysophospholipase. Bases 2053 to 2745 code for a protein of 230 amino acids. The record is from RefSeq and is a predicted model, not a curated record. The transcript is spliced from 2 exons. Lineage: Eukaryota; Fungi; Ascomycota; Eurotiomycetes; Onygenales; Ajellomycetaceae.
CGGCGAGUGACCCAGGGGCAACCGCCGACGCGCUCUGAGCGGUCCAUAUUAUUAUUUUGUUCAUGCUCAUUCCGCAUCCACGUUAGCCUGAGAGUCAUUUUAUGCAGUGCUAGCGUUGCCUGUCUGGAUUUUUGAAUUUUUCUCGACCCGACCUAGGACUUGUGAUUUGAUACUAGCACGCCUUUCGUUGAAGCCAUCUACAUCUUUUCUGUCAAGGUGCAGCUUGAAAGCUUGGGAUGGAAACACAUGAUGAAAUCGCGCCAUGAGCUCUCACUUCAAGCCCCCACGUCGUGGCCAUCAGAAGCAUCUAAAUGCCCAGCCGUGGAGCAAUUGUUCCCCCACAAGUCACCAGGAGUUGUAUUUGAAUACUCCGUACGACAGAUUUAUAUUACAAGCUUCUCUUAUUAGCUUUGGAACCCUGUCAGGCUGUGGCCUGUGAUUGAGCGACUGGGGAUAUUGAGGCUCAAGGGAUUCUGGUGUGGAGGCGGGCUUCUGCCAAAGACCGUCCUUCCUUGCUUUUUCUUUCCUAUCCAGUCUCCACAACGAUGAGAGCUGGAGAGGCGCUUGUGAUAAACGAUCCCGUGCGUCUUUCAAAGUCGGGUUAGUCGCAAACCCAUUAUUAUUUUCUUCCCAGAGUCGGUCGGGAAUUCCAAGGUUUUCACUCUCGCUUCCGGGCAGCUGUCGCCUUAUUUCUCACAUCGGCCGUUGACGGCAAUCUUUUUUCGAAACAAGCCAUCAGCAGUGGCACUCAAGGAUGCCCCUUGACAGGAGGGAACAAAGACCCUGAGUCAUGAAAAUUCAAUUUAACUAAUUGAGAUAGCUUCAUAAGCGCCGAGUUAUAUCUGUUGCUUGGGACAGGGGGGCUGUCAGCGGAAGAUUCAGACGGGAGGUCAUGACUGAGACAUUUCUUUUGCGUGAGAAAAUCUAGAGCUAGCUAGCGGGGGAUGUCGGUGAUAACUACGGAGUACGAAGUACUUCGGAGGUUUUUGCAGCCGGCAAUGAUGUUCCUACAGCUGGGAAUAUCUCUCAUCCAUAUUGUCUAGAUCUAGAGUGAGGUAGCUUUACUACGUACAACUACCUAACCUUCAAUGAAUUUCGGCAUGAAUAAUGUCCUGGCGAAUAUUACUUUUAUAUCGAAGCAGUUUUGAAAUGCCUAGUGGAUGAGAGAGACUCAAGCGUCCGCUGAUUGGGCAAAUACUCGAGCAACGGUUUAUUUGGCUGAAAUGAAACUCUCAAGAUGGCUUCUGUUGGUGGCUUUUAACUGGACGAGCCACGAACAAAUUUAAGUUACCGCCAGAGAAAGUCCGGUAUGGUAUCAAUGGGCGAGCGCUCCAGAACGGUUUCCUGGACAGCCUUGGCAUGCUAUGGCAUGGCAGCUAAGUUGGUGCGCCAAUAGGGAUAGAUAACAGAAAGGUUACUUCUGCAGCUGUGAUGUGCGAAUUCACACAGAUUUUUGUCUGGGCUGGUACCUGGAAGUGACACUUACUUCCGCCUAAAUCCACCCAAAAUCUGCCGAGCCGAGAUGUCGUGCAAUUUCGGUUAUGAAUGGGAACUAACUGCAAUUGGCCUAGUGCCAGGCACCCCCGUUUCCCCACUACGCCUAGAGUAGCCGUAGCGCGCACCUGUCAUGCGAUGACAUGACUAGGCAAGUACGAUAACCCUGCUAGCGGUAAACUCGUGGCGUAACAAUGGUAUCGGCAAUAAUACACUGUUAUCAACUGGGUUACGUUACGAUGGCUGCUGCAGCCUCUUCUGCUGACCCUUUUCUUUCGCUCCUUCUCCUCCUCUUCUUCUCCUCUUCUUCUCCUCCUCUUCUACUCCUUCUUCUCACUCCUUCACCUUCUUUUUUCCUUCCCACGCGGAUUUCCUCUCGUUUUUUCUACAUUCAGAGUCCUACUUCAGGCUCUAGUCACUCUUUUCACAGGAAAAAAAAAAACGGAUCUACUUCUGUUCCAAAAUCGUUUAAUUCUUACCCCACAAUCCAGAAGUGUAUCGUCGCGAUAUACCUUAUUCAAUAACUCUUCUCAAAACUUCUCAAACGCAAUCGCGAAUAUGAAGUUCAUCGGGGCCGUUGUCGCUGCUUUUGCGGCUCUCGCAGCUGCUGCCACUGACCCUGACUACUCACAACCCCCAUUCGGCAACCCCAUUGCUUCGCCAGGCUUGAACGAGAUUGUACCAGUUGGAGAGCCAUACACCAUCAAAUGGACACCUACCACUGACGGCGAAGUUUCGCUCAUUCUCCUGCGCGGCCCCAGCACCAACGUUAAGCCAAUCGGUGUCAUCGCUGACACUAUUCCCAACACUGGUUCUUAUGAAUGGACCCCCUCCACCGAUCUCGAGGACGACGUCACGCACUACGGCAUCCUGCUUGUCGUUGAGGGAGUCGGCUUUUACCAAUACUCUACCCAAUUCGGCAUUAAGAACGACGGCAGUCCACAGCCCACCGACCAGCCCACCGACGAGCCAUCUUAUACUCCCACUCCUACUCCCACAGACGUUGCUACUGGAUAUCCUACCACCACUACUACUCGUACAUUAGUUCCUAUCUCCACUGGCACAACUACUAUUUGCCCACCCACAAAGGCUCGUACUCCUAUCCCAUCAGGACCGGUUCCUUCCGGUUACCCAGGCGCCCCCAGCCCGACACCAAGCCAACCACCAUUUGAGGAGGGUGCUGCCGGCCGCAACGGUGCCGCCAUUGGUGGCAUCGUUGUUGCCGCUGCUAUUGCCAUCUUUGCCUUCUAAAUACUUUAUUGUGUGAACCCUGCGUUUACCUAAGUUAACGCAGGCCGUUGGAGUAAUGGGGGGGAGAAAGGGGGGGAGGGGAAACAAUCAUGAAAAGAAAAUACAAAAACAAAAACAAAAACAGGUUUCUGAAGUCUAUUUCUUAUUUUGGAAGGAGAUGGGAUGGGACAUGUUCUUUUCCUAAUACCUAUCUUCUCUUUUACAAGUCAAUCGGAUCAUGAAUAUUGCAAACAGGCUUUGAUAUGAAUAGCGAAAGCGGGAAGGAUUAUCUCUUUUUCAAUUUCUCAGCGCUUCUAUAUGGCUUUUACCUUUGACAUGUAUCAUGUACUGUAGUCACAGCAGACGCGACGGCCCCUCGCCAAUCUUUCAUUUUCAAAGCACGAUCUUGACCCUGACUAACCUGAUCGAAACCACUCCAAAUUCAAGAACGAUUUCAAAAACCGUUCCAAUCUCCUUCUCAUUCGAAUGCAUUCCUAAUCCUGUUGCAUUGCUUACGCUUGAGUAUUUUCUUUUUUAUCUUGUUUUCGGCUUUAUUUCCAGACGUUAUGAUGGUCUCCUUUUUUUCUUUCCAUUUCGGUGUGAUAAGUAUUGAUUCCAACACUCCAUACCCUGUUCAAAUUUCCAAUUUUAUCUCCAAUAUUUUAUUAAACAAGCGGCUAAUAUAUCCCAUUCAUCCUCACCUACUCAGAAAUACAUACGCGCGUCUCAAUAGGUAGAUGUAUAUAUAUACGGAGUAUAUCUAUAUCCCUAAUAGGGCUAAGAUUUUAAGUCCCAUGAAUCCAUCGAAGCUUAUUUAAUGUAAACAAAUCUUCAGUUCCCUUUGUGUAUCACGGCUAUAUCUCUUUCAAUAAAUAAUACAGAAAGCAUUAUCAAUCCCUCCCCAACGGCGAUAAUGAAUUAUUACCGAAGGUGCCCUUCCACAACAGAGAAAACCCCGUCCAUCCCACCCCACCCUCCAGUCGUUGCCUCCCCUUGGGUACAGGAGUUCCACCCUGGAAAAAAGUGUGAUUUGAUGAUUUUCAGCCUCAUCACGCUUUGCC